CAUUCCGACACCAUAUACCCCACCUCAUUACACCACACGAACAACGUAGAAUCUACCAAACCAACACCUUCAGUACACUACAAGUCUACAACUUUUCCAUUUCAGCCACAACCCCAUUUGGCCACAAUCUGAUUCUCUGUGUUGUGUUUUUUGUUGUGGAUUGUUGGUUGAAGGAGUUCAUUUGCAGUCAUGAGUUUUGCUUUUCGAGGGAGUAGGGGAGAUAUCGAAAGUGGGUUUUCGGAAUAUGUUCCUGAAAGAACCUCAAUGCGAGUUCAUCCAUCUCGGUCGGCUAACAGCAAUUCCCUAGCUUUUCUUGUUACGGUUAUUUUGAUAUUCAUGAUAUUAAACUCCCCUCAGAUGUCACAUUAUUUUCUGCUCUGGGUAAUACUGGCUGUCUUCGUGAUGGCUACAGGUCUGAGAAUGUAUGCAACAUGUCAACAACUUCAAGCGCAAGCCAGGGCUCAUGCUGCAGCAGCCUCUGGGUUGCUUGGCCAUGCUGAAUUACAUUUUCAAAUGCCACCAUCUAUUUCAAUUGCAACUCGAGGAAGAUUGCAGGGACUUAGACUUCAGCUUGCACUUCUUGACCGAGAAUUCGACGAGCUAGAUUAUGACACUUUGAGAGCUCUGGACUCUGAUACUGCUUCUAGUACUCCUUCAAUGACUGAGGAAGAGAUAAAUGCCUUGCCUGUUCACAAGUAUAAAGUUCCACGCCCAACAAAAGAUGGCUCCACCGGUUUAACAUCCUCUUCAGAGGCAGCUGAGAUUAAACAAGACUCCAAAGGAGCCGAGAGAAGUGUCAAAGGUUCAGAAGAUGAGCUGAUAUGUACUGUAUGUUUGGACCAAGUUAAGAAGGGGGAACUUGUGCGUAGCUUGCCGUGCUUGCAUCAGUUUCAUGCCAACUGCAUCGAUCCAUGGCUUCGGCAGCAAGGAACAUGUCCCGUGUGCAAAUUUAGGAUGGGGUCAGGAAGGCAGGGAAACACCGAUAGCGAGUCUGGUGAUUCAGAUAUUUUGUAAUAUUAUUCUGAUAUGGCUGUAAAGUGCGCGAUGGUCUGGAAUAUUCAAGAAUGUAAUCCAUUUAAGUAAUGAAGGUACAAAUUCUUCAA
Vicia villosa (hairy vetch) is the source of this 1103-nucleotide messenger RNA. RefSeq names its product E3 ubiquitin-protein ligase SDIR1-like. The transcript is spliced from 9 exons. The coding region runs from base 190 to 1014 and encodes 274 amino acids. The record is from RefSeq and is a predicted model, not a curated record. NCBI's taxonomy places the organism in Eukaryota, Viridiplantae, Streptophyta, Magnoliopsida, Fabales, Fabaceae.